GAAAUAGGUCGGCAUACUACGCUGGUAUACGCGAAGUAAGGAAGGGUGUCGCGGCCCGGUUAUCUGGACACGUUUAUGGUUAUUAAGUUUGACAAUAAACAUCGGACGGUCCUGUAUGACUCGGAGUUAACGAUACGUCAACAUGGGUGGGUUGCUCAGCUAUUUCCGUAACCUGCUCGGCAGCCGCGAGAUGCGAAUCCUGAUCCUAGGCCUGGACGGCGCCGGCAAAACCACAAUUUUGUACAGGUUACAGGUAGGCGAAGUAGUAACCACAAUACCAACUAUAGGAUUCAAUGUAGAACAAGUUACUUACAAAAAUUUAAAGUUUCAAGUGUGGGAUCUAGGUGGUCAGACUAGUAUACGACCAUACUGGAGGUGUUACUACUCCAAUACAGACGCGAUAAUUUAUGUGGUAGAUUCGGCAGACAGAGAUAGAAUAGGCAUAUCAAAGGACGAAUUAAUUCUCAUGUUACAAGAAGAAGAGUUACAAGGUGCGAUCUUGGUGGUACUGGCGAAUAAACAGGAUAUGGCGGGAUGCCUCAGUGUCGCAGAAGUCCAUCAAGCGCUUGGACUGGACGCUCUCAAAAACCGAACCUUCCAAAUAUUUAAAACUUCCGCGACGAAGGGCGAAGGGCUUGAUCAAGCCAUGGACUGGUUGUCGAACGCGCUACAGAGUAGAAAAUGAUCAAUAUUAUGUCUAUGUUAUUUAUAUUCAAGCCUUACAAGGGGACUAGUCACACACGACUGUCGCUCUAAAUGUGCCGUCGAUUUGUCGCCGAGCACGCGAUGUUUUGUUUAUUUAUUGUAAUUAAUAUAUUUUAAAUAUUUUCUUUGCAAUUUUUUACAGCAAGGAAUAUUCGAAGAAUUACUGUACUUUUUCGUAAUGCUAAAAAACAAUGAUAGAUUAUUUUAUCUUUCUAUACAAUUUAAUAAACUUAAAGUAUUCUUUUAAACUUAGAAUUUUUUGCACUACAGAUAUCUCGUACGCUGCUAUGCGUAACGUUUAAUCAAUAAUUUAAUUUAAAUAAUUAUCUUACUAUUUAAUAUUCAUGAUAAAUGAAAUUGAUAUAGAAUUAUUUGUAAUGAGAACACAAGUAUAUUGCUAUCAAAUACAACUCGAUUACCAAACAAAAGAAUGAAUAUUCGAAAAAAGUUCAAAACAAAAAUUCAGACUUUAAACAUUUAGAUCAUAUUUAUACAUAACAUAGUCGUCUUAAUGUAUCUUAAAUUGUAAAAAAACUUUUCAAUAAUAUGAGUAAAACAAAUUAAAAGUGGAUAGGAUAUAAGCGCAACACAUCAUCCUAGCAUUUAUACAAAUUGUUACACAGUAUAAACAAAAUAAAAUUAAUUCUGUACCGUGAAAAAAUCACAUUGGUGCUAAAAGUGAUAAUCAUAUUCAAGUUUCACCUUGAGUUAAAUUCUAGUUGAACUGAGAUCAUUUUUACCACCUGACAACAAUAUUAUAUUAAAUAGUAAAUCACGAUUUAUACUUUUUAAUACUUUCCAAUAUGCAUUUAUAUUUACUGAAUAAUCUACUGAGUUUCAAUAUUUUAUAAUAAAAAAAAAUAUAGAUACUAUUUCGUAAUAGUUAAACUCACUAUGUGUAAAUAAUAACAAUUUUGCUGUUUGUAGUAGAUAAUAAUAGCUUUUAUAAAAUGAACCUACCAAUGCGA
Molecule: messenger RNA, 1673 nt
Organism: Monomorium pharaonis (pharaoh ant)
Lineage: Eukaryota; Metazoa; Arthropoda; Insecta; Hymenoptera; Formicidae
Gene: Arl1
Product: ADP-ribosylation factor-like protein 1
Exons: 5
Coding region: 143-685 (180 amino acids)
Biological process (GO): vesicle-mediated transport; intracellular protein transport
Cellular component (GO): Golgi apparatus; cytoplasm
Molecular function (GO): GTP binding; GTPase activity
Source: RefSeq, a predicted model, not a curated record